Myripristis murdjan (pinecone soldierfish) is the source of this 672-nucleotide messenger RNA. Its product is annotated as claudin-4-like. Gene Ontology annotation, cellular component: bicellular tight junction; membrane. The transcript has a single exon. The record is from RefSeq and is a predicted model, not a curated record. Bases 1 to 672 code for a protein of 223 amino acids. Gene Ontology annotation, molecular function: structural molecule activity. NCBI's taxonomy places the organism in Eukaryota, Metazoa, Chordata, Actinopteri, Holocentriformes, Holocentridae.
AUGGUGUCGUUCGGACUGGAGUUGGUCGGCGUGACCUUGUCUGUGCUCGGUUGGCUGCUGAGCGUGGUCAGCUGUGCCUUGCCGAUGUGGAGGGUCUCGGCCUUCAUUGGCGCCAACAUUGUCACAGCGCAGGUGUACUGGGAGGGCCUGUGGAUGAGCUGCGUGGUCCAGAGCACGGGCCAGAUGCAGUGCAAAGUCUACGACUCCAUGCUGGCUUUACCUCAGGACCUGCAGGCCGCCAGAGCACUCUCCAUUGUCGCCAUCAUCGUGGGCGUCGUGGCUCUCCUGAUCUCAAUGGUGGGAGCGAAGUGCACCAACUGUAUCGAGGAGGAGGGGAUUAAAGCCCGGGUGAUGGCUGCUUCUGGUGGAGCCUUCAUAGCGGCAGCUCUGGCCCAGCUGGUCCCUGUUUCCUGGUCAGCACACACUAUUGUCAUCGAGUUUUACAGUCCCAUCGUGCCCUCUGGCCAGAAGAUGGAAAUUGGGGCAUCGCUGUAUCUGGGCUGGGCUGCAGCGGCCUUGCUGCUGGUGGGGGGGUCCAUCCUGUGCUGCAGCUGUCCUCCACAGGACGAAAAAACCAUGAGGUACACCCCUAACCUCCAGAGUCGCAUGGCAUACUCUGCUGCUCCGAGGUCGGCGGCCCCGAGCUCCUACAACAGGAGAGACUAUGUGUAA